AUGGAGCAGUUACGUAGGCGGAUGGACGAGCUCCAGCGUAAGUUGGAAGCACGAGAAGGGUCCGCGGAGCCUCAGGAGGUGUUGACCUCCCCCUUCACCGACGAUGUCAUGGCGGAGCCGCUACCGAGGGAUUUCCGAUUCCCAACCAUCAAGGCUUAUACGGGGUCGGCCGACCCUCGGUCCCACCUCAACAGGUAUCGGGCCGCCAUCAUGAUGACGGGUGCGAGUGACGCCGUCAUGUGCCGGGGCUUUUUCGCAACCCUUGACGGCCAAGCGCAAGACUGGUUCACAUCGUUGCCCGAGAAAUCCAUCUCGACCUUUGCGGAUCUCUCGGUGAAAUUCUUGUCGUACUACGCCUGCAGCACACCGAAGAAGAAGCAGUUUGCCAGUAUGUGCAACAACGUCAGAUCAGGUCCUUUCCACCGCAACCUCAUCCAAAACCGUCCCAAGACAUACGCCGUGUUGCUAGACCGAGCGGCGAGGUUCGUAGAGGCGGAGGAGGUCGAAAGAAAGAAGAAGGAGGAAGAGCAAGGGCGGCGAGACAAGGCACCCCAGGAUGAACGCCGUGCGCCGAAGCCCCCACGCCAGGCCGGGCCGCGGCUGGCCCCAUUGCGCUACCUCACUCCCUUAACGCAUUCGGUGAGUGCUAUCCUCGAGCACGCCGAGGUCAUGGGCAUAGUAUCAUACCCACAGGAAUGCAUGAAGGUGUCGCCCAACGCGGACCCCAACAAAUAUUGCCGUUUCCACAGGCAGCAAGGGCACGACACGGACGAGUGCAUGGUUCUCAAGAAACAGAUCGAGGAGCUCAUUCAGAGGGGCUACCUCGGCCAAUACGUCAAAAGGUCGGGGCAAGGCCGACCUCCGGCCAAUGUGUGGAUAAAGAAGGGUGGUCCCGAGCCACCCGCCUCCGGGUCGCGCAAGAGAGAGCUCGACCAAUUCACCGAGGAAGAGGAGAAGGAGCUGGACGAGUCCCACCCCCCAAAAAAACAGGUCAUCCAUGUUAUCUUUGGUGGUCCCGAAGGAGGAGACACACAAUCAGAAAGGAAGAAAUGGGCUCGGAAGAGAAGAAGCAGAGGAGGGAACCUAUCAUCUUCACAGACGACGACCUCCCAGAUGGACCCCUACCCCACCGUGAUGCCUUGGUGA
Molecule: messenger RNA, 1146 nt
Organism: Ipomoea triloba (trilobed morning glory)
Lineage: Eukaryota; Viridiplantae; Streptophyta; Magnoliopsida; Solanales; Convolvulaceae
Exons: 2
Coding region: 1-1146 (381 amino acids)
Source: RefSeq, a predicted model, not a curated record